AGAUAGAGGUUGCUCAGGGCUGAGGACCUACAGCACACGAAGCUUGUCUUUGACCGCUCCCCCGUCUGCUUGUGGCCUUGACUUGUCCUAGGAUUCUGGGGGCUCCUCUGACCCACCUAGCCAGACCCCAGACACAAACCAUGUUCCCGGUGAAGGUGAAAGUGGAGAAAUCAGGCCGGCACUCAAUCCACUGAGGCACACCAGCCAGGGCUGGAGACCCAUUUUUAAGAUGAGGUAACAGGUUCAGUGAGAGUUGGAGAUGGCUAAGGCCCGGAACCAACUGGAUGCUGUUCUGCAGUGUCUCCUGGAGAAGAGUCACAUGGACAGGGAGCGUCUGGAUGAGGAAGCUGGGAAGACCCCCUCAGACACCCACAGCAAGGAUUGCUCCAUUGCGGCCACUGGCAAACGGCCAUCUGCCCGCUUCCCUCACCAGCGGAGGAAGAAGAGGAGGGAGAUGGAUGAUGGGCUGGCUGAAGGAGGGCCACAACGAUCCAACACGUAUGUGAUUAAGCUGUUUGACCGGAGUGUGGACUUGGCUCAAUUCAGUGAGAACACACCGCUGUACCCAAUCUGCCGUGCCUGGAUGCGCAACAGCCCCUCAGUGCGUGAGCGCGAACGCUCACCCAGCUCACCGCUGCCCCCACUGCCUGAGGAUGAGGAGGGUUCAGAGGUCACCAACAGCAAGAGUUGUGAUGUGUACAAGCUGCCUCCUCCUACAGCCCCCGGGCCACCUGGAGAUGCCUGCAGAUCCCGAAUUCCAUCCCCACUGCAGCCUGAGACCCACGGCACCCCUGAUAAUGAGCCCUCUGAGCCUGAGCCCUCUCCCUCCACACUCAUCUACCGCAACAUGCAGCGCUGGAAACGCAUCCGUCAGAGAUGGAAGGAGGCAUCUCAUCGGAACCAGCUUCGUUACUCAGAAAGCAUGAAGAUCCUACGAGAGAUGUAUGAGCGACAGUGAUAUUCCCCUGCCCCCACCCCACCCCAAUAAACAUUUCCCUCUUCACAUUGGCCUCAGAUUGCUCCAGCCCAUCCUUCCAGGCCCAGAC
Pteronotus mesoamericanus is the source of this 1046-nucleotide messenger RNA. It is a transcript of the gene LIN37, whose product is annotated as lin-37 DREAM MuvB core complex component. Gene Ontology annotation, biological process: negative regulation of transcription by RNA polymerase II. Gene Ontology annotation, cellular component: transcription repressor complex; Myb complex. Lineage: Eukaryota; Metazoa; Chordata; Mammalia; Chiroptera; Mormoopidae. The transcript is spliced from 10 exons. Bases 260 to 958 code for a protein of 232 amino acids. The record is from RefSeq and is a predicted model, not a curated record.